Messenger RNA from Fusarium mangiferae, 1521 nucleotides. RefSeq lists its product as uncharacterized. The transcript has a single exon. The record is from RefSeq and is a predicted model, not a curated record. Lineage: Eukaryota; Fungi; Ascomycota; Sordariomycetes; Hypocreales; Nectriaceae. Gene Ontology annotation, molecular function: ATP binding; metal ion binding. Bases 1 to 1521 code for a protein of 506 amino acids.
AUGGGGAAGCCAAAUCAGGCGCUGGAGAGCUCUCGAGCGAUUGAAUUCGCCAAGAACUUGGCUCUCUUCCUCCUCAGCUUCAUAUUCCUACCAACAAACGCCCUCUUCGCUUUGGGAGCUUACCUCUUGAACCGCUUCACUUCCAAAUCUUCACAGUCUCACAAUGACGGCGAUAAUCUGGACAAAGUCACGGUUCUGGUCACAGGCGUGAACAUGGCCAAGGGUCUCUCUCUCGCACGAAUGUUUCAUCGUCGAGGCCAUCGCGUCAUAGGAGCAGAUUGUCAUUCCCUCUCGCCCGGUCGCGUAUCCUUCGCAAUCGACGCGUACUAUCGUCUCCCACCGCCUUCAGACCCUUCAAAAACGAGCAUGAAUGAUCCAUAUCUCAAUCGAAUUGUCGAGAUUAUUCACUACGAAGGCGUUGAUCUUUGGGUUUCUGUCUCGGAUGUCAACGCGGCUGUUGAAGAUGCUGCGGUUCGCGAAAUUAUUGAAGCUCGUACGAAUGCUAAGGCGAUCCAAUUUGGCGUUGAGGAUAUCCGAAGACUUCAUGAGAAGGAUGCGUUUAUUGAGCAUACCAAGAGCCUUGGUCUGAAGGUUCCGUUGACGGAGGCUGUUGAGGAUAAAGAAGAUGUUAUUAACUUUCUUCAAAGAAACGGAGGUCUUGAGCAUAAGCAUGGUGCAAGACAAUAUCUUGUCAAGCCUGUUGGUGUCGAUGAUGUCGCGCGCUUUGCAAUGCCUCUACUUCCUCUUCCCUCCGAAGAAACUACCCUCGCACGCAUCGACUCUAUUCCCUUCGAGACUUCCAAAUGCUCCUUCAUCAUACAAGAGUACAUCACAGGUCCUGAGUUCUGCACCCAUGCGCUCAUCAUUCGCGGUCGCGUCUGCGCGUUUGUCGCGUGUCGUUCCGCCGAUGUUCUUAUGCAUUACUCCGCUCUCCCUGCUGAUUCACCGCUGAGCAGAGCGAUGCUUAACUUUACACUGAAGCAAGCUGAGGAAGGCGGGGACAACUUUACAGGGCAUAUGAGUUUCGACUUCUUGAUCAACAAGGAAGAUGAAGAUGCCGUCAAGUCUGGUGUUGAUAAAGACGUCACGAUAUAUCCUAUUGAAUGCAAUCCAAGAGUCCAUACUGCCACCGUUCUCUUCAACAACACACCCGAGAUCGUUGACGAGUACCUCUCCAUUCUUACCCCAUCUGCACCCAGGCCUUUGACAAAGCCACCUGUAUCACCUAACAAUCCCCAGCAAUACUACUGGGUGGGCCAGGAUUUCGUCGAGCUUGUUCUGUAUCCCUUCUACCUCACUCUGUUCCGAGGCACGAUGAGUCUGUCGGAUAUCCAAAAGUCAAUUCGGGCUUUUGUGCAGCACAUUAUCUACUGGAAGGAUGGCACCUUUGAGUCGUGGGAUCCUCUGCCUUGGCUGUGGAUGAUGCAUGUGUAUUGGCCUGUUCAGUUUGCUUGGUACAUGUCGACGGGCUCUUUAUGGACAAAGGUCAAUAUCAGUACUGGGAAGGCAUUCAAGGGUUAG